This is a messenger RNA of Trypanosoma theileri, 4905 nucleotides long. RefSeq lists its product as uncharacterized. Bases 1 to 4905 code for a protein of 1634 amino acids. Gene Ontology annotation, cellular component: telomerase holoenzyme complex. The transcript has a single exon. NCBI's taxonomy places the organism in Eukaryota, Euglenozoa, Kinetoplastea, Trypanosomatida, Trypanosomatidae. Gene Ontology annotation, molecular function: telomerase activity; telomerase RNA binding; protein binding. Gene Ontology annotation, biological process: telomere maintenance via recombination. The record is from RefSeq and is a predicted model, not a curated record.
AUGGCUGACGUCCACAGCCCGGUGCUGUUGCCAUCGAAGCUUCAGCCACAGAUGACAGAUAAUUCAUUGCCCGUUGGUGUGAAAGAUCGUGCGGCUUAUGAUGAACUUGUUGCCAACUACACAGCACUAAAGGCCAAAGUAAAUAAAAUGCUCGUAUCUCGUGUGGACACUAUUCGUCAUAGUCCCGUUGUGGAUCUCACACGUAAUUACAUUGGCGCCGCAGGUCUUCAAGCAAUGACAAGUCUUCUUGCAAAAAACGAUAAAUUGGAAGAACUACACCUUCCUGGGAGUGGGCUUAACAAUGACUCGGUCGUUUUCUUUUGCCGUUCGAUGUUACAACAUCAUUCCUUAAGAUAUUUGGAUCUCUCCUCUAAUAAUAUUUCUCUCAGCGCCGGUUUGGGACUUGUCUCGUUACUCCAACAAAAUCACCACAUUGUCCAUUUGAAUUUAAGUGAAACACAAAUACCAGAUGCCAUUAUGAAGAAAAUUAAACAAGCUUUAGAACGAAAUAAAGUAUAUAUGGCUAAUCAAGCAACAUCAACCGCAGCAGAAUCAAAAACAAAAGCUGCAGUAACAACCACAGAAGCAGAAAAUGUGAAAGAUGAUGCUGCAAUAACACUGCGUAGCACAGAUAGUGUUUUUCCCUCUACGAUUCGUGAAACUGUUCGUAAAGCGGAGUGGAAACGACAGGAAGAAGAAUCACUAGAGCGUCUCACAUCCAUAACUCAUGCGGCCGCCGCAGCCCAUACAAAAUAUGUUCCUUCUCCAGAUGCAAACUCCGGAUGGCGACUUAUUGAAGUGGCGAUUCUUGCCCCACCUUUUCUUUUUGAAUCUGAAAUUGAUCAAUUGGUGCAGCUUGUUUUUCCACGUAUCAAUCAGGAACUUAUUAAUUGUAAAGUACAACUUCUUCCUCUUGUAGAUCCAUCAGAUGAACCUGCAGGGGUGUAUCUUAAAAAUCUUCGUUUUGCUAUUGCAGUAGAUAUUCUACGCAAUGUGGAAAAAUCACGCUUGUUAACAUUAGAACUCAUCGGUGAUCGCGAUGGUGAUUAUGUGCAACUUCCCGCAAGUGAAAUGGUGAAACGUCCACAUAUGCUGCUAUCCUUACGACGUAGUGAACAUCCAAGUGACUCUCCCGCUGUUGUUUCUGCAGAGAGUAUAGAAGCCCCACCACUACAACCCGUUUUACAGUUAGCUCAUGAACGAGCAUCUGAACUCUCCGGUUGGCUUAUUAUUGCUUCUCGUAAAGACACUCGUCGAAUGGGUGUUCCCCCAUCAUUAGCCCCACUUCUCACAGAGGAACCACCAAUGGAGCAUCCAGACUAUUUACAACAACAAGUUCGACAAACUGUUACCGUUGGGGCAGAGACGGUGUGUGGGACUCAAAAGAUUGAAUGUGAUAUCGCCGUGAAAUAUAAAAAAUGGCAUGAACAUCAACAAUUUCGAGAAAAGGUUUUGGAUACGGCAGCUGUACAAGAAUUGGUUAUUCGAAAUUACAACGCCACCUUUGAUCAUUGCAGUGAAGAUGGACAAGUUCAUCUUAAAAAUCUUGAAGAAUUUACAGAAGCUAUUUAUGAACGAAUGUGUAUUAUAGCCAUGUCACAUUUUUCUCCUACUGAAGAUGGUCAUCCAGUAUUUUUUCAAGGUCGUAAUAUUCUUGAAUUUGCGGCACGUAAAUUAGCUCUACAUCAAGAACGUCUUGGUAAAUAUUUACUUUCUUGUGUAGAUCAUGCAUUAUCUAAAAAGAGUAUCACAAACCGUCUUGAUGUAUAUGUUAUUGCCCCACCAAGUCGAAAUGCAUUCCUUCUACACGGUGUAGAACCCACAGCGUUGACAUCACUUAUAGGCUCUUUUACUUCUGGACUCAUGUCUAAAGAACCGCAGAAGUAUCGCGUUGCCUAUCACACCACACGUUCUUCUCUUCUUACGGAAGAACCAACAGAUUUACGUGAAAUUAUAUGUAAUAUUAUUUUACAAUUAUCUCAUGAUCAAGAAAUUUAUCGACGGGCCAUUACAGAAGUGGAUAUUUUCCGUCUUGAACAAAUGUUGGUGGAAAUCUUAACAGAGAAAACAAAGGCUCCUGAAACCUUUACCAGUACUAUUACUACCACUACAUCUACUGUUUCCUCCCCAACUGGUGGUAGUGGUGGAAAUGAAAAAAUCACUACCGUUGUGGUUCUGGAUGGUUUGGAUUGUGUUCUUCCACCGGUGAUACCAUGUACAGCAUUGCGAAAUUCUGAAGAAACUGGAAAAGAUGUUUGGGGUGUGCCGGAACAACAAAAUCGAGAAGACCCUUUUGCAUAUAUUCCACAAUGUCUCUCACGUAAUGUACGUCUUGUGUUAGGCUGUGAAACGGGAUCUGAAAUGUGUCAACGUCUGGAAUUACGUGGACGGGAUAGUGUGGAAUUACUUUCUAUGGGUCCAAUGACGCCUAAUGACUUUGAUGAGAUGUUAAGACCAGAAGUGAUGUCAAAGUUUGGUGUAAACGUUUCGGAUGAUGACUUUGUGGUGAUUCGUAAAAAAGAGGAGGCAUUAAGUCCAGAGUUUAUCGCAUUAGUGGUAGAUGCAUUACGUGGAUUUAAUGAGACUCCUGGUGUAGAAACACAUACCGUAUUAUCUUCUCUUCCAGGAACUGUAAAUGAAAUGGUGGAACGUAUUUAUAAUAAUCUUCUUCAUAGUUUUAGUCCUGCACUUAUUCGUAAAUGUACAAGAUUACUUAUGUGUUCACGAUGGGGUAUUUAUGAACCAUUAUUAUGUUCUAUGCUUAAAUUACCACAGAGAAGAUUUAAUCAAUUACUUCGUAUGAUGCGUCCACUUUUAGAAAAUGAAAGUUCAUCUUCUAUUGGUAUUGAAAGUGGAAAUGCUUUAAAUUCUCGUGUCUAUAUUCGUUCUCGUGCAUUCCGUCAAUUACUGGAACGUGAAGAUUUACAUGAAGAAGGAAGUGAAGAUGAUUACAAGGUAUGGCAUGAAAUGUUAACCCAUAUGUAUCUUAACAUCAUUCAUGAUGUCAUUCACCGCGAAACACGACCACCUCUCUUUGCACUUCUUAGUACCAGUCCAUAUGAACGAAUGGCAGUAAAGGAAUUAACAUAUCAUGCGACUCAAGCAGAUGCUCGGCAUAUUUUAUUUCGUUUGGUUCUCUCUAUGCCUUUUAUUAUGUUGGUUUAUCGCAAUUCUCUUGGUUAUCAUUUCGUACGAGAUCUUAUCGCCGCUUUUAAUACAUUGUAUGAACUACAUGAACUGGGAGAGUAUUCCUAUGUUGAGGAACACGAUUCUACAGAUAGUGGGAAGAAAAAUAAUAUGCCAGAAACAACAAAAAUGCCUUCAUCUCUUUCACGUUUACGAGAUUAUAUUUACUUCUUACGUCACUACAACGCCCUCCUCACAGAGUUUCCACAUCUUGUACUACAGACGGCUAUUGAAUCCGCUUCCUUAUUUCAGUUUGUCUCGAGUGAUGCGCGGGAUUAUAUUACGAAUAAAAUGAGUCAUCACGCCCCCAUCACUCAACGUCGUGUGGUCUUCUUUGAGACGAUACGAAAUGCAAAACCAAAGAUUCAUUAUGGACCCAUCACCGCAUGUGUGUUUGCACCUAAUGGGAAACGCAUUGUAAGUGGAGGUGUGGAUCGCAGUGUAUGUACAUUAAGUCCUGUAACCGGUGCGGUGGCUGUACAGGCUCGACAGGCUCCAGUGAGAAUUGAAGAAAUUCUCUUUUGUGAAACCGCCGCUUAUCACGCCGCUGUUUGUUUUGAUCGUACCUUACUUAUCUAUGAUAGUGCACAGAUGAAGCUGGUUUCUAAAUGUGAUGGAGGUAUGUUUGGGGCUCCCAUCUGUUCGGUGGCUUUUUCGGCUCGUGGUCGAUUUUACAUGGUAGCCACAGAAGAUCUUCAUCUGCGGGUGUUUGAGACUGAAAAGAGUCAACUCAUGAUGCAUCUAAAUCAGCGUCAGGUGAUGCAUUUAAAUAAUAAUAAUAAUAACAAUGAGGAAAAGGAAGAUAUUAAUAUGAUGCGUGGAUAUGCUGCUGUAAUACCCCAUCGAAGUGAAGAUGAAGUGUUUUACUCAACAUGUCACAAGACUGUCAUUAUGUGGAGAUUAACCCCAACACGUGAUGAAUUCCUGAGGGAAACUCAUUUUGAACUUCCCUUUACAGUUGACUCUGGGAAAGCCUUUUUAAACAGUCACACACACUUGUUAUUACAUCCCGCUCCUCUUACACCACCAGCGGAUGGUAGACGAGCACCACCAUGUCUAUUGCGACUCUGCAGUGUAGUAGAAAGACGAGAGGUGGCUGUGUUGAAAAGUCCAUCUAGUCAAUUACUGUAUCAGAUUUCUGGAAAUGAAAAACUCGUUGCCACCGCAUUAGAGGAUGGAUCUAUUACUCUUCAUCGACUCCCAUGGACACAAAUUGAAUUUGGAGAUAAAGAUCUUAUUGAAGUGGCACCACUUAUUCAUUUUACAGCCUUCCGUAAAUCUCCAAUACCAAUUGUACGGGAUUUGCGCUUUCGUGGGGAUAAUAAAGGAUUAUUUGCAUUGGGCAAUGAUCGUGAGAUGAAGUUUUGGGUAUUACCUCGUGGAAUGGCAACAGGGAUUGGUGUGGGUGAUGCCACUGUUGUCGAAACGGAUUUCCCGAUAGCGGCUGCCGCUACCAACACCACUUUAAAUACUGGCAUACUGAAUAACACCUAUCCACUCCAGCAGCAGGGUGGGAAUGAGAGCGAUGAGACUCUCUACAAGGAUGAGGAUGAAGAUGAGAUUGUCGAGGGCGUUGCUGACGGUGAGUUUGUGCUGCGAACCGGCGAUGUCACCGCGUGGGAUGUCGCACCGGUGGGAAAUACAAAUGGCGCCGAUGUUGUGUUUGGGGACUCGUCCGGGCGACUGACCAUGCUGCGCGUGUGGAGUCCACUUAUGUAA